AUGAAUCUCCCUGGAACGAUUGGAGGGGUACCCAGUAGGGUUACCGGCCGAUGGAGAUGCUUACCGACUUUGCGGAAGCUAUUUGUGUGCUCUUCUCUCCUCAUCCUCCUCGUGCUUCAGAUCGUAGGCGCCGUUCAUAUGAGAGGCUCUCCGGGGCUAGAGCUUCUCAUUGCGGCUCUUACACCAGGGCUGACGCUACUCUGCCUGCUGCAAUGGCUUGCAGGCCGUCAUAGGCUCAAGUGGUGCGUGGCGCUGGAGCAGAUGGCCCUUGGUGCUGUCUUCAGCGUGUUGCUAGCAGUGGGACUGGAAUUAGUUUCGGCGUUAGCAUUCGGCAGAGAGCUCCGUAGCUGCACGCCACCUCCCAGCAAGAGAGCCCCCUUUGCUGCUGCCGGCACUGCAGGCUUCGACUCCGCAGCGCUACUUCCAGCGAGGCAGGUUCAGGAGGUGUUACACCGUCAGCCUUUGGAGGAGAAUGCAGCUUUGCAAGCUCCAAGACUGCCCGAAGAGGCCCAUGUGAACAGCCUGUACAGCGCCUUGUUGAGGAGCGUCUUUGAAAUGGAAAGCAUGGAAUGCGGUAUCAGCAGCCACGGGGUGUCAAGACACCUCAUUUCGUAUAUUUUUGGGGUGAUUCCGAGCGCGAGGAACAUAUCGACGGCCAAGAGCGUUCUGAAAGGCGAUGCGCAGUCAGAGGGAACGCUUUUUCUAUGUGUUGCCUUCGUCUUCCUCUACAUGGUUCUGUGCAUCGGCUUUGCGGAGGAGUUUUCAAAAGCUGCGACAGUGCUGAUGCUGCGCCCCUCCCGAAUGCCUGCGACUGAAGACUGGGGGUCCGCUUGGACUCCCCAAGGGGCAGUGCCUCCUGAGUCUUCGGGUUUCAUGAGUGCCCUGCAUGCUCGAGCGGAGAAAGAGAGGAGUUCUGGCUAUAACUACGUGCACCACCCCCUUUCGAUGGUUGUUGGCGGUUGCUGCGCUGCUCUGGGGUUCGCAACGAUCGAAAACCUGAGUUACGUAUUUGCGACAAAAUCUGAUCUGGAUAUGGCGAUGGCCACAGCAUGGGUUCGAGCCUUUACGGCCAUCCCCUCCCACGCAGCGAAUACGGGCAUCGCAGCCUGCUUCCUUGCUGCUGCCGCUGCGAAUGCUGCUGCCACAGCAAGAGCGCCAUGGAGGACUGCCUCUGCUCCAGCAGAACACGGCGAGGUGGAGUAUUUAGAGGGUCACGGUGUACAGACAGUGGGGGAGGCGCACGCAGUGCACGUCUCGACGGGUAGCGGCAGCAGCAAUGAGGGCAGAAGUACGCCCAUAGAAGAUCUGUGGACUGUUGACAAGAUUAACCCUUUCACGUUCCGUCUGCUGCUCCAAAGCGCCCUUCUCCCUGGCAUCCUCCAUGGUAGUUACGAUGCGGCUCUAACCCUCGCCUCCGCUGCGUACAGCUCAGCGGGAGUAGAAAACAGCGCUCUGAUUGCCUCGGGAUGGCUCAUGCUGGCUCUGGCCUCUUGGUGGGCCUCAAUCAUCAUGUUUUGCGGACGCUGGUGGAGCACCAAGAAGCUAGAAACCUUUCACGUAUACUUCGCACGAUCCUCUGGCUACUGGGGAUCCUUGGGGCGACAUCUGCAACAUACGCCCUCCUCCGUGGUGGUGCCUGCAUUCCAGCCUCACUUCUUGGAGUCUCAGCAGCAGCAGCUGCUGCAGCAACAGCUGCUUCAACAGCAAUUUGCACCCAUACCAACGGACAUGGCUGCUUGGCAGCUACAGCUGCAGCUGCAGCGCUGGCAGCAGCAGCAGCAGCAGCAGCUCUGCGCCCCCAUGUACCGGCAGUACGCCCCCAUUCAGGCCCCUUCGCUGCAAUACCAGCAGCAGGGAGACAGCAGCAAUUAG
Messenger RNA from Cyclospora cayetanensis, 1872 nucleotides. RefSeq lists its product as uncharacterized. The record is from RefSeq and is a predicted model, not a curated record. Gene Ontology annotation, molecular function: peptidase activity. The transcript has 5 exons. The coding region runs from base 1 to 1872 and encodes 623 amino acids. NCBI's taxonomy places the organism in Eukaryota, Apicomplexa, Conoidasida, Eucoccidiorida, Eimeriidae.